Sebastes umbrosus (honeycomb rockfish) is the source of this 2021-nucleotide messenger RNA. RefSeq names its product prion protein b (gene prnpb). Gene Ontology annotation, biological process: protein homooligomerization. Gene Ontology annotation, cellular component: membrane. The record is from RefSeq and is a predicted model, not a curated record. Bases 107 to 1807 code for a protein of 566 amino acids. Lineage: Eukaryota; Metazoa; Chordata; Actinopteri; Perciformes; Sebastidae. The transcript is spliced from 2 exons.
UGCAGGGUGAUAGAGAAAGUUUGGGAAGCACAGGCAGGAGGAUCUAAAGAAAGAAACGACGGGGGAGUGGAUACUGACAUUACACGCUCCUCUCUGCAGUGUAAAGAUGAAGCUGACUGUAACAGCUCUGUUGUGUCUGUCCCUUCUCUCGGUUCAUGUUCACUUUUCGUCGGCCACGAAAAAAGGAGGGUUUGGUGGGAAAAUAAGUCUCUUUAAGAAGACCCCCAAAACAAAUCUGGACACUAAGUCUAAGGGAGGAAUCCCCAAACAGCCUAAACAACAUGAACAAUUCAACCAAGGAGGCCAGCAACCAGGUCGACCAGGAGGUUACCCUAACCAAGGAGGCCAGCAACCAGGUCGACCAGGAGGUUACCCUAACCAAGGAGGCUAUCCUAACCAAGGAGGCUACCCUAACCAAGGAGGGUACCCUAACCAAGGAGGCUAUCCUAACCAAGGAGGCUACCCUAACCAAGGAGGGUAUCCUAACCAAGGAGGCUACCCUAACCAAGGAGGGUAUCCUAACCAAGGAGGCUAUCCUAACCAAGGAGGUCACCCUAACCAAGGAGGAUACCCUAACCAAGGAGGUUACCCUAACCAAGGAGGCUAUCCUAACCAAGGAGGGUACCCUAACCAAGGAGGUCACCCUAAUCAAGGAGGCUAUCCUAACCAAGGAGGUCACCCUAACCAAGGAGGCUAUCCCAACCAAGGAGGUUACCCUAACCAAGGAGGCUAUCCCAACCAAGGAGGUUACCCUCAGCAACCCGGCCGACCAGGAGGUUACCCCAAUCAAGGGGGUUACCCUCAGCAGCCAGGAUAUCCAGCAGGAGGUAACCCAGCACAGGGCUACCCAUACGGAGGAGGUUACGGUGGUCAUGGUGGUUACGGAGGUGGAUACAUGAACCAGAACCCAAACAACAAAGUCCUGAGCCCUCACUACGGGGGCAGCUUUGGAUACGGGGGCCACGGUGCAGGCGGCGGCUCUCCCUUUUCUCACUCAGUUCAGCAGAUGGGCAUGUAUCCCUCCGAUAGAUCCAGAGGGUUUGGACGCAGCGCUGUGAUGGCAGCAGCUGGAGGGGCUGUGGCAGGGAUGGCCCUGGGCUACGGGCUGGGAAGGUUCCCCCGUCCUCCCUUCAACUUCCACAACCCCCAGGAGGAGCAUUACUACAACUACUACAUGCACAGGAGAUAUGGCACCCAGUCCACUGAUAUCAACGACUACAGCAGAGACUACAGGUACAGCAAACCCCCCACAACCUUUGAUGGAUACAUGGACUCCUGCAUGAAGAGAACAGACCUUCUGCCUGCGAACAAUCCAAAGCCAAACAACAAACCAGCUGCUACUACUACUACUACAACUACAACUACAACUACAGCUACCACAACUUCUGCUGCUCCAGACUCUGGCAUUGUCAGCAACACAACAAAGAGCAACAGCACUGCAGCAGAGAACUCCUCGACCUCUGCACCUUCAACUCAACGCCCUCUGAAUGAGUCUGAAGCCAAGCCAGGACCUCCAGCUUCACAGGUUCUCAGAAAAGCUGCUACUAAUGAUGAUGAUGAUGAUGAUGAUGAUGAUACAGUCAGUAUUGUGGAGAUCGGCUACCCGGCUCUGAUUGAGCAGAUGAAAGCCAGGAGAUGCUUGGAGUUGUACAUGAUCUACUCUGAUAAGUACUUGAAGAAAAAGACGGAGCCCAGCGCCACCGAUGGGGUGCAGCGACUGGAGAUGGGCUUGCAAGGUCUAUUAGCUGUGGUCACCAGUACUACACUGAUGCUACUGAAUAGCAACAUGCUAAUGCUGCUGCACUGAGGCCUUCAUUAGCCGUUAAAGUGAUGGAGAUAUAUGAGGUGUACAACAAAGAUAAUAAGUAAAAUGCAUGGCUCUAGGGAUAAAAGUGGUUGUUCGUGGUCCAGACUGAAAUUGUACCUGAUUUGACUGUUAUCAGGCCAAUAAUAGGCAUUAUCAGACGCUAUAAGCACCAUAGAUGUGGGUCAGUAGGGGCCUACUACGCUGUAAAAAUUAA